Molecule: messenger RNA, 3003 nt
Organism: Prorocentrum cordatum
Lineage: Eukaryota; Dinophyceae; Prorocentrales; Prorocentraceae
Source: the annotation of a GenBank genome assembly
AUGCAGGUGUGGACUCCAGAACACUGCACCGUCAACGUGGAGGUCCGGGAAGACGGCACGGUAGCAUUCCAGCGCGACGCGAAGACGAUGCAGAACCCGAUCUUCGUGGCGUGGGCCGACGGCUUCCCUACCCUCGGCAACUGCCCCAGCCAGUGUACCGAGAGCGUCGCCGGGUGCAACUGCCCCAUCUUCGUGGAGGAGCGGGCCGUUUUCGCUGCGGUCCCGAGCAGGUCGGAGCUCCUCGGCGAGGUGGGCCGCCUGCGCAUCGGCGCGCUUCCUCCCUCGGCCUCCGCCACUUGCCUGGCGCCCUGCGACGGAGAGGUGAAGGCGUACACCGAUGGCGGGAGCGAGAGUUUGGCAGGGAGCACCGUAUUGGAGUGCGACGGGGUCUACUACAGGAACUCGGAGAGUGUCGUUGAAGUGGCCGGGUACAGCUUCCGCAAUCCGCCUGUCUUCGCGCUCGCCACGGAGAUUACUGGCGAGUCGGUGCGAACAGAGGAAGCCUUAGCUGAAGUGGAGGCUUUGCUGGACCACCUCUUCCGCCACCCCAACUUGCCGCCUUUCGUGUCGUUCCGGCUGAUCCAGCGCAUGGUCACGUCCAAUCCGACGCCAGCCUACGUGUCCGCCGUGGCUCAGGCCUUCAGCACUGGCGUGUACAAUGGCGAGACAUACUCUGGCGAGUACGGAGACCUCGGUGCGACAUUCGCGGCUAUUUUGCUACACCCGGAAGCCAGAGGGUCUGUUUCGAGCAACUCAUCGGGGAAGCUACGCGAGCCCGUGAUCAAGAUCAUGCAUUUCUUACGCUCCAUGGGUUACGUAGAUCUGCUAGGACGCCAGGUUCUGAUAAAUGACCUUGAAGAAGUGAUUGGACAGUGGCCCUACGAAUCGCCGUCCGUCUUCAAUUACUACAACGUGGAGUUUUCGCCAGCAGGCCUCCCCGAUGACAUGUUUGCGCCCGAGUUCGAGCUGUUCACGCCUCCGUUUGCGCUCAAGUGGCUCGAUGGCAUGCUGGCCGUGGUCGAUCGGGGCGAACUUAGCAGCUGCGGCAGUGGCUUCGGCCAGACCACUCGCACCUGCAAUCAGCCCGAGGGGAGCCUUACCCUCUCCACGUCCCUCACCAGCAGCACCGCCAACGAGACCUUUGCGGAGGUCUCCCUGCUUCUGACCGGCGGGCGCAUCGGAGACACGCGUGCUUUCGACGCAGCUCUGGGUGCCUCUGCGGACGGCGACCACCUGAAGGCGGCCAUGCGCACCGUCCUCAUGUCGCCCGAGUUCCACACCCUGGGCAGCCCCGCAGCGGCGGGCGAGCGCGCCGAGUCGCCCGAGGAGGCGCCCACGCAGCCGGGCUCUUACAAGGCCAUGGUCCUGCUCUACCUCAACGGGGGCGCGGACACCUUCAACCUGCUGGUGCCCACCUGCGCCGACCUCUACCAGGAGUACCUCACCGUCCGAGGGAGCAUCGCGCUGUCCCAGGGCCGGCUUCUGGAGAUCUCGGCGGACACUCAGGCCUGCGGCACCUUCGGCAUCCACAACGCCCUUCCCUUCGUCCGCGACCUGUACGUGGACGGCCAGCUGGCCUUCGUGAGCAACAUCGGCGGCCUGGUGCAGCCCACCACGCUGGCGCAGUACAAGACCGUGCGCAAGUGCGCCGGGCUGUUCUCGCACCUCGACCAGGUGAACGGCGCGAUGACGCUGCAGUGCCAGAAGCAGGGCGCGUCCCCCAAGGGCUUCGGCGGUCGCCUGGCCGACGCCCUGGCCGCCGAGGGCUUCAGCACGACCACGUUCUCGCUGGCGGGCACGUCGACGUGGGCGCUGGGCCAGAACAUCAGAACAGAGAUCAUCGACGGCGGGGGCGCCGCGGUUCGCUUGGACGGGUACGAGCAGUUGCAGUCAAUCGUGGGGAACAUCACCAGCAUCGAGUACGGCAACGUGUACGCUGACGAGUACGUGCGGGAAUUCGCUGGAGCCGUACGGUCCAGCGAGAGGCUGGGGUCGAUCAUCGACUCGGCGGCGCUCACGACCUCCUACAGCGCCAGCAGCACACUGUCCAAGAAUCUGCGAGGGGUCGCCCGGCUCAUCUCGACGAGGACUGCGCGCGGGGCGGAGCGGGAUUUCUUCUAUGUGGAGAUGCGGGGAUUCGACACACACUCCUCCCUGGACGAGAUCCUUGAGGAGAAGUUCGCUGAGCUCAACGAUGCCCUGCAAAGCUUCGUGCUCGAGCUGAAGGGUCAGAACAUCUUUGAUUCCGUGGUGCUAGUGACCAGCUCCGACUUCGGGCGCACGUUGUCCUCGAACGGCCAGGGCAGCGACCACGGCUGGGCGGGAAAUCACUUCAUGCUGGGCGGCAGCGUCAAUGGCGGUCACAUUUUCAACCGCUUCCCCGAGUCUCUGCUGAGUGGAAAUGCUCAGGACUUGGGGCGAGGAAGGCUGAUCCCCCAGUACCCGUGGGAGAGCAUGAUGACACCGAUCGCGCAGUGGAUGGGCGGCCAGUCGUCGUCGCGGCGCAGCGCCAGUUGGUUGGGCCCCGUCUUCCCGAACCUCGCCAACUUCAACACCUCGGCGGACAUCAUCAGCGCUGACACGCUGUUCACGGGCUUCACUCUGAGCCCUACGCCAAGCCCCACGCCGAGCGCCACCGCAAGCCCCACGCCGAGCCCCACGCCGAGCCCCACGCCUGCCCCAGUGGUGACCAAGACGUUGUCCGAGGUGGCGGGGGGUGUCACAGAAGUUCUUGUGGCGUCCACGGACUCCACGUCGGCGAUGCCAUCGCGAUCGAGGGCGGAGGCAACCGCGAGACGAGGGUCAUCGUGGAGAUCCGGGCCUCGCGCGCCACGUGGGCGUCGGCGGCGGUCGGCACCCUCGUGCUGGACGGCGCCCUGCUGCACCACUACCCCGCCGACUCCAGCGUCACUCUGGUCGUUACCGCGGCGCCGUCUGCAGCUCCGACUCCUGCGCCGACUCCGGCGGUCGCGGGUGUGGGCGCCACUGGCGAUCCCCACUUGA